GUGUUAUCGUGAUCAGACAGUGUUAAGUAGGCUCAGUUGACAAUUGACUGCGUUAAAAAAUGAAACUGAUUCUUUUAUGUUUGGUGGCGGUAGGGGCGCUUGAUGUUUUUCAGGAGAGCAAUCUCAAAUUUUCAUCGAAUCUAUAUCAGGAGUUGGGUAAAACCAACGAUGGAGACUUUGUCGUAUGCUCACUUUCGCUGCAGCUGAUUUUGGGGCUGCUGCACGUAGCCGCCCAGGGCGAAACGGCAGGCCAACUCGCCGAAGGGCUACACCUGCCCAACAACGUCUCCGAAACGCUCCAAAUUUUCGGGAACGCAACGCCACAAGUGGAGAGGAACGUCAGACACUUCGUCGCGAACAUCGUGAACAAGGUGUACGUUCACGAGAAGUUCGCUAUCGAGCCGAGGUUUCGCGACGUUGCGGCCGACGUUUUCCGGGCCGAUAUCGAAAACGUCAACUUCAACGAGAAAGAGGCGACGAGUGCCCAAAUUAACAACUGGAUGGAAGGCAAAACGCUGAAUAACAUAAAAAACUUCGUCACCGGUCGAGACAUUUCCCCCGACUCCCAGGUGAUGCUGAUCAACUCCAUUUAUCUACAAGGCGUGUGGGAGAACGCGUUCACGUCGACCAAAAAGCAGAGGUUUUACACCAACCACUCCAAUUUCUUCGAAAUCGACAUGAUGGAACAGAAAAAGGUUUUCUCGUACUACGAAAGUGAGAAACUGCACGCGAAGAUGCUCAAAAUGAAGUACCAGCAGAGCAAAUACGCGAUGGUCAUCGUGCUGCCGAACGAUCAAGCCGGCUUGAGUCGACUCGAGGCGAACAUGCCCGAAACCUUCCGAGAACCGCACUACAUCAGCGCGCAAGUGCAAGUCAGGAUACCAAAGUUUAAGGUGAACGCGGCUAUACAGCUUAUACCAAUCCUACAGGAGAUGGGAAUCAGGGAUGUCUUCGCGACGAGCGCCAACCUCCGCGGCAUGGGCGAACCUCAAGUCUACGUAAAUCAGAUCGUGCAAAGGAAUUAUGUCGACGUUAACGAAAACGGAACAAUAGCGGUGUCGGCGACGCGAGCGUCAGCCCGCUUGGGGAGACCUAGAAAGGUGCAGGAAAGGGAGUUCGUCGCCGACCAUCCGUUCAUCUACUACGUACGGUCGCCGGUGGGCAUCGUCUUCGUGGGGCGAUUCACUGGUAUUCACCUUUGAGCUCGGCCGAAUUGACACGAUUAAUAUAAAUAUAAUUUUUGUUUUCUACACUUCUGAGCUCCUGAUCCAAUUAAUCUAUUCGCAAGAAAAAGUAAAGAACAAUAGUUUGCACAGCCAAAACUACCAACAAAGGAUUUUAAGCAAUUUAAUAUCAGGAUAAUGUGCUAAUAGAGCAGGAGUUGCAGCUGUGCUCCUGAUACUAACACUAACAUUGAUAAAAUAGGCAAUUGUAAAAAAAAACGCUAGAAACACAA
This is a messenger RNA of Photinus pyralis (common eastern firefly), 1456 nucleotides long. Its product is annotated as antichymotrypsin-2-like. The coding region runs from base 60 to 1202 and encodes 380 amino acids. NCBI's taxonomy places the organism in Eukaryota, Metazoa, Arthropoda, Insecta, Coleoptera, Lampyridae. The record is from RefSeq and is a predicted model, not a curated record. The transcript is spliced from 4 exons. Gene Ontology annotation, molecular function: serine-type endopeptidase inhibitor activity.